Messenger RNA from Myxocyprinus asiaticus (Chinese sucker), 1934 nucleotides. RefSeq names its product cytochrome b5-like. Lineage: Eukaryota; Metazoa; Chordata; Actinopteri; Cypriniformes; Catostomidae. Bases 135 to 548 code for a protein of 137 amino acids. The transcript is spliced from 5 exons. Gene Ontology annotation, molecular function: heme binding. The record is from RefSeq and is a predicted model, not a curated record. Gene Ontology annotation, cellular component: intracellular membrane-bounded organelle; membrane.
CUUAGCGGGUUGGGGAAAAUACAAUUGUUGUUAGGAGGUGUAGAGCUGAAGUACGUGACUGAUCGAUUCGUUGGGGAACUUUUGAGAGUUUCUUUGCAGCUUUCUGUACAAAUAACAUACAUUUAAACAAACCAAUGGAAGAGAAAGGCACAGACGGAAAUGGUGUUAAAUAUUAUCGCUUGUCAGAAGUGGAGGAACGGAACUCUUUUAAAAGCACAUGGAUUAUCAUCCACAAUAAAGUUUUCGACGUCACAAAGUUUCUCGAGGAGCACCCGGGAGGAGAGGAGGUGUUGCGGGAGCAGGCGGGUGGAGAUGCCACAGACAGUUUUGAAGAUGUUGGGCACUCGACAGAUGCACGCGAGAUGUCAAAUUCUAUGCUCAUAGGAGAGCUUCAUCCAGAUGACAGGGAUAAGCUUGCCAAACCACCAGAAUCACCUGGAACAACUGUUCAAGAAACAGCAAGCUGGUGGUCAAACUGGUUGAUACCUGCUGUCUCUGCUCUAAUUGUCACGUUGAUGUACCGUUUAUACACAGCAGAGGAGGCAUGAUGGAUGUGCUCAACGAACAUGUUGAACUACAAUAACCGUAAUCCAUUUCAGGUUGUCCUUUCACCAUAAAGGUUCUACUAAUGAAGGCAAAUUUCUGUGUAAGUUUCCAUGUUUGUUAUCACUUAUCCCUAAUGUUUUUUUAAGAUCUAUGAAAGCAUAUUUUAGAUUUACACUUAGCAUUAUAAAUAUGUAUACAAAAUUAUACAGAAUACAGAAUUGAUUGUCUAAUGGUUUUGCUGUUGUGUAAUAAUAUGUGUAUACCAUUUAUUGGUAACACUUUAUUUUAAUGUGCCCUUGUUACACAUAUUACAUGAAUUUACUAUAGUAAUAACAGUCAAUUAUGCAUAAUUACAAGCAACUAACCCUAAACCAUACCCUUACCCUAACCCUAAACCUAUAGUAAGUACAUGUUAAUUAGUAAUAAUCAGUAAUUACUUGUGUAAUUACACGGUAACAAGGACACAUUAAAAUAAAGAGUAACCCAAUUAUUCAGUUGUCCAUGAUAAAAUUAGAAAUGUGAAAUAAGCUGUACACUAUCACAUACAUAAACAACAUUUUCUUUUCAAAGGAAUCAUUUAGUUUUAACUUUUACCUUCAGAUUGCAACACAAUUCUAAUUGGACUGGAGAUAAAUAAUACAAAAAUGUAUACAGUUUUAUACAAAAUCUAAAGAAUAGCAUGCAAAAUGUAACAGAACAUGAACAAAAUAAAAUAAUUAUUAAGUCACAAAUAUGCAGGCAUUAAGCAUGGAUCAUUUCACUUGAUAUUCAGCAAUAUUAUUGAUUACUGGAAAUAGCAGAUCCAUGGAUAUAGCUUUUCAAAUGGGCGAAUCACAAACCAGUCAAGAACGUGUAUUGGUCAUAUUUUAUAAAAUAAAAACCUUAAUGGUUCAUACGUUAAUGAAAAAUAUCAUUUCAAUUAAUUUUGAUAAUUAGUUUUGUGAGAUUCACCCAAAAACUGUUAAUUAUGUUUAAUUUCUUGUUAUUUAGGUUGACUUCUGUGUUUAAUUAUAACAAGUAAUCUUAUCACUAUAGAGACAAUCAGUUAGAAGUCACCACAUGGUAUGUGUGGUGAAGACCCACACUGAUGUGUGUACCAGUAUGAAUGGUGCUGAUACAUUCCCUUUUUUACCAACAUUGAAUGUAAUGUACUUUUAUAUGAUAUAAUAUACAAGAAAAUUCCUAUAGAAUUGUCCAUCCAUGUAUAAUCUCAAAGAAACAGAUGUUUGCAGUGUGUCCUCAUCAUAUUAAAAUGCUGCUACCACGUUAAUGGCUGAGAGAAUUACACACUGUAACAUGCAAGUGUUUUGGUGUCAUGUUGACUGGAAUGCAGCAGUCAAAUCAUUCAGCUUUAUUGAGUCACAAUAAACAAAGAACCUGAUUAUGCA